ACACGGCUUGGAAAUGUGUAUUUUUUUAUGGGAAGAGCAGGCGUGUGGUUAUGUGAAUGCAUGAUACGCGUGUUAUUGUGUUAAGUACAACGGAGGUGAGUGGUAGUUUGUUGUGUGCAAUGGAGGAAGCAGCUGUAGCUGCGCAAGAGUACCCUGCGGAGUUUUUACUUCUAAUGCAUAAUGGGGACGGCGAUGGUGACGGUGACAGUUCAAGUAGCCGGGUCAGCAGGGUGCAUGGAGAGCGUGAAGGGAGCGAGAGCCCCACAUUCGGAGGGUCUAACGUCGGGUUUCCAUUCUCCAAAAUGACUCUGGAUGACAUGGCAACGGGCAGUGUCUCACCGCGUAUCCUCUCCAACGAGAUAUCAGCACCGUACGAGGUGCCACAGUUUCCGAUCGAGCAGCUGGAGAAGAAACUGGCCAUCCAGCGGCAGCUGUCCAGCAGGGUGGCCAAAGAUCUCGAGGACCGGCGGAGCCAUUACGAGCCGUCGGUCGGAGCGGUCCCGGACGAGGCGGAACACUCCUUCAAACUAGAGGAGCACGACUUCGUACCCCACUUCCAACGUGUCUCCGUCAGUGGCGAAGAUACCAGCGGGGUGCCUUAUGAGGAUCUGGAGCAGGCAGCUAGGCUUGUGGUUCAAGCACUGCAUGUUAGGGAGCGUUACAUGGCCAUCUCACACCAGACAUUCCCCAGCACUACAUCCCGAUUCCUGCGCUCUGUGGAUUCAGGCUGCCCACACCUGCUUGAGGAUAUUAAACACGAAGAUCGCAAGACUAUUGAAGUUGACAGCAAGCAUGAAGAUGCAAAGUUGAAGAAAUCAGAGGACAAGAAAAAACUAUAUGAAGAAAUGUAUAGUGUGAGCUGUUCAUUCAGCAACGCAGAGUUGGACCGCAUCCUGAGUCCAGUCAACGAAAAUCUCAAGAAAGAUCACCCUGUCCAUGCACCUGCCAGUAAAGGGAAUCCUUGGGAUUGUGAGUUUACACCAGACAAAGGCUACCUGUUGAGACCAGUGAAUGGUGUAUACCAUGUGUACAAGGACCAAAGAGCAUUGGAUAAUGAGGAACCAUGCAACUUUCCAUAUCCUAAUCUUGACACAUUUGUGGCAGACAUGAACAGACUGUGUGCCAUGAUUGCUGAUGGUCCACUGAAGUCAUUUUGCUAUCGGCGACUGAGUUACUUAUCGUCAAAGUUCCAGUUGCAUGUUCUCCUUAAUGAAUUGCGCGAACUUGCAUCACAAAAGGCUGUUCCCCACCGUGACUUCUACAAUAUCAGAAAGGUGGAUACUCAUAUUCAUGCGGCAUCCUGCAUGAACCAGAAGCACCUCCUCCGCUUCAUCAAGAAGACACUGAAGAACCAUGCAGAUGAGGUGGUGACAAACUCCAAGGGGCACAGCAUGACGCUGCGUGAAGUGUUCCAAUCCAUGAACCUUACCUCAUAUGACCUGACAGUUGACAUGCUGGAUGUGCAUGCUGACCGUAACACAUUCCAUCGUUUUGAUAAGUUCAAUGCCAAAUACAAUCCUAUUGGUGAGAGCAGACUACGUGAAGUAUUUCUCAAGACAGACAACUACCUAAAUGGAAAAUAUUUUGCCAGAAUAAUCAAGGAGGUUUCGUCAGAUCUGGAGGAAAGCAAAUACCAGAAUGCAGAGUUACGGUUGUCUGUCUACGGGAAAGUCCCUGAGGAAUGGGAUAAACUGGCAAAGUGGGCGAUAGAAGGAGAUGUGUACUCUGACAAUGUGCGCUGGCUAAUUCAGGUUCCACGUCUGUUUGACAUUUUCAAGUCAAACAAGCUGAUGGAUAACUUCCAGGAGUACUUGACCAACAUCUUUCUUCCACUGUUCGAAGUGACGAACAAUCCAAAAAGCCACCCAGAACUCCACAUGUUUCUGCAGUAUGUGGUGGGGUUUGAUUCCGUGGAUGAUGAGAGUAAGCCAGAAAAUCCACUGUUUGAUAAGGAUGUGACACUGCCAGAACAGUGGUGUGAUGAAGAGAACCCACCAUAUGCCUACUAUCAGUACUACACAUAUGCCAACCUCACUGUGCUCAAUCACUUUCGCAGGGAACAAGGAUUGAACACAUUUGUGUUGCGCCCACACUGUGGUGAGGCAGGUCCUAUUCAGCAUCUCGUUUGUGGGUUCAUGAUGGCUGAGAACAUCUCUCAUGGUCUGCUGCUGCGCAAGGUGCCUGUGCUACAGUAUCUGUACUAUCUGGCACAGAUUGGCAUUGCAAUGUCACCCCUUAGUAACAACUCUCUGUUUCUCAACUACCAUCGCAACCCAUUACCUGAGUAUCUGGCCCGUGGGCUGAUUGUCAGUCUCUCCACCGAUGACCCACUACAGUUUCACUUCACAAAGGAACCUCUGAUGGAGGAGUACAGUAUUGCAGCACAGGUUUGGAAAUUGAGCUCAUGUGACAUGUGUGAGCUAGCCCGCAACAGUGUCCUCAUGAGUGGAUUUCCCCACAAGAUGAAGCAAUAUUGGUUAGGACCAAAUUAUACCAAGGAAGGUGUAGCUGGUAACGACAUCACUCGAACAAACGUCCCUGACAUACGAGUAGCAUAUCGCUAUGAGACUCUAGUUGAUGAACUUUCCAACAUAUUCAAGGCUGUGGAAAGGGAAUCUGGUCCAGUCAGCCCAAUGAUGUAAGUGUCUGGUGUUUUACUGAAGUUACAGUUCUGAAAUGAUGUGAGAGCUUAUAUUGGCAGCUGUCUCUGCCAUCUGAAGCAAAUGUUUUGUUUAAAGAAGGGUCUUUCUAAUGUUAAUUUUAUUAAAAUGUAUAUGUGUUUGUUUUUGUGUACCUAUCUAUGUGUUGUAAUGAACAGCAGUGUAUGGAAGAGUAAAAGAUUCUUUUGUUUCACAUUUACACUGUUCCCAGAUAUAUAUAAAAUUAAAUGCUUGUAUUAUAGUUAUAAGCAAACUGGAAUGCAGUGUUAGGUUUAAAUUUGAACAUAAACAUUCUUUGUAUUUACAGCUGUCAUUAUAGAAUGACAGAAAAUGAAAUUGUGAUUUUUAUUGAUUUUUACCUUAUAUAAAGACUGGCCAUUUUUCAGUUUUGAAUAAAGUUUGUAAGGCUUUCAUGCUUCUUUUUUCUCA
This is a messenger RNA of Cryptotermes secundus, 3089 nucleotides long. RefSeq names its product AMP deaminase 2. Gene Ontology annotation, cellular component: cytosol. The transcript has 16 exons. Gene Ontology annotation, molecular function: AMP deaminase activity. Lineage: Eukaryota; Metazoa; Arthropoda; Insecta; Blattodea; Kalotermitidae. Gene Ontology annotation, biological process: AMP metabolic process; IMP salvage. Bases 57 to 2642 code for a protein of 861 amino acids. The record is from RefSeq and is a predicted model, not a curated record.